AAAUCUAUGCCAGCCUUAACAGUUGGAAGAAUCGAGUGCAACCCUAGCAAUGUUUACAUAAUGUUCUGCGUUGGGUUCCAACAAAAACUGUGAAAACUCCAGGGAAAGAGGGCUCCCAAAGUCUACGCAGAGUAAGAUUUCCAUAAGUGAUUGCCUGUGAUGUUUGGCUUCCUGUGGUUCUUCAGCCAAGGGGGUGAAAGGGUUAAUCUGUAGUAAAAGCAGCCUUUCAGGGAUUCAAAGAAGUGGCGCAAGGGGCAGGUGGCAUCUGUUUUGUCAGAACAGAUAUGAAUAUGAGAGAGUGGCACUUCAGUACUCCUUACCCAAUUGUAUGGAUCUCUUGGGAAAAUAAGAGCGCAACCCUUUCCAUGUUUAUAUAAUGUGCUUUCGGUUUGAGCCAAGACUGUGAAAACUUCAGGGAAAGAGGGCUCCAGUAGUUGAAGCUCAGUACGAUUUCCAUAAAUCUGAUGAUGGCUUGUGUCAUUUGACUUCUUGUGGUUUUUCAGCCAAGGGGGUGAAAGGGUUAAUCUGUGGUAAAAGCAGCCUUUCAGGGAUUGAAAGAAAUCAAACAAGGGGCAGGUGGCAUCUGUUUUGUCAGAUCUGAAUACGAGAGAAUGGCAUCUUGGUGCUCCUUGCAUGAUCGUAUGCAUCCGUCAGAGAACCUGCUCAUUUUCCUGCUCUUCCUUGGACCUUUCAACUGCUUUGCAAGCUACAGCCAUGCCACCGAACUUUUCUACAGCAUCAAUGAAGGGCUGCCUGCCGGGUUCCUCAUCGGGAAUCUAGCCCAGGAUUUACAGCUACCGGGAGCAGCAGAGAAAGAGAGGGAGAGAGCUGUGGAGGGAGGCUGGCAACAGCCCGAACAAUCAGGGAAAAUCCCUCUCUCCUUCAAUCUUGCCUCCCAGGGAUUGGGAGGCCAGUAUGUCAACCUGAACAACCGGACAGGAGAAUUGUACACCUCUGCCCAAGAGAUUGAUCGGGAGACAUUAUGCACAGAGGAUAACGUUGGCUCCAGUUUGGUUGCCUCUUCCUCCUCCUCACCACUGCUCUCUUCUGAGUCCUGUUUGUUGUUGCUGGAUGUUCUGGUGUUGCCUCAGGAGUAUUUCCGCCUUGUCAAGGUGAAGAUUGCCAUCCAUGAUAUCAAUGACAAUGCACCAUGUUUUCCCAUGCCACAGAUACACCUCUUUGUGCCUGAGAAUUCACCAAUCAACACGCGUUUGGCGAUAGAGCACCCAGCUAUAGACCCAGACAUGGGCACUAAUGGUGUCCAGAUAUACCAACUGCAAGAUGACUAUGGGGUAUUCACAUUGGAUGUGGAGGAGAAUGAAAGUGGGGAAAGAACGCCUUACCUGAUUGUCAUGGGUGCCUUGGACAGGGAGGCUCGAGAUGAAUAUGUUACACUCAUAACAGCAGAGGAUGGAGGAGUUCCACCACUGGUGGGCACUGCCACCCUCACCAUUGGCAUCAGCGACAUCAAUGACAACUGUCCCCAAUUCAAUGAGACCCAGAUAAAUGUCACUGUUUUCGGGAACUCUAGUAUUGGGUUACCCAUAGCCUCUGUCCAUGCUGUAGAUGUGGAUGAGGGCAUCAAUGCAGAGAUCAGCUAUUCGUAUAGCCAGAAGGUGGCACAAUCAUCUCGCACUUUGUUCCAUCUUGAUGAAAGCACAGGCGUCAUCAAACUCUCCAAGAGGAUUAAUGGUGACACCCCUCGUCUCCAUCGGUUGAGCAUCUUGGCAAAUGGUCCUGGUUGUAUACCAGCUGUGAUCGCUGUGUCGGUAUCCAUCAUUAAAGUUAUGAUGAGACCUCCUGAAGUGAUCCCUCGUUUUAUAGCUAAUGAAGCAGAAGGAGUUGUUUACCUGAGGGAGUUAGAACCUGUUAACACACCAAUUGCAUUUUUUACCAUUAAGGACCCAGAUGAAAAAUACAAAGUGGAUUGCUAUUUGGAUGGUGAUGGCCCAUUCAGGUUGUCACCGUACAAACCAUAUCACAAUGAAUACUUACUGGAGACUACAAAACCAUUGGAUUAUGAAACUCAACAGCUCUAUGAAAUAUCAGUGAUUGCAUGGAACAUUGAAGGAUUCCAUGUAAACAAAAUAGUUAAAGUUCAGGUUUUGGAUGAUAAUGAUAAUUCACCUGUUUUCUCUCAAUCACUAAUAGAAUUGACAAUAGAGGAAAAUAAUACUCCCCAUGCUUUUUUGACCAAGCUGUAUGCAACAGAUGCUGACAGUGGAGAACGGGGUCAAGUGUCUUACUUCCUUGGACCUGAAGCACCGUCAUAUUUUUCUUUAGAUAAAGUCACAGGAGUUCUGACAGUUUCUACCCAACUGGAUAGAGAGGAAAGAGAAAAAUACCGUUAUACAGUUAAAGCGGUAGAUUCUGGAAUGCCACCCAGGGAAUCAAUAGCUACAGUUACAAUUUUAGUUCUGGAUAAGAACGACAACAGUCCGAGAUUCAUCAACAAGGAUUUUAGCUUUUUUGUACCAGAGAAUUUCCCAGGCUUUGGGGAAAUCGGAGUUUUAAGCGUCACUGAUGCAGAUAUAGGACAAAACGGAUGGGUUGCACUUUCAGUUGUAAAUGGGAGUGAUAUCUUUGUUAUAGACACUGGCAAAGGAGUUUUAAGAGCAAAGGUCUCUCUAGACAGGGAACAACAGAGCUCCUACACCAUAUGGGUUGAAGCGGCAGAUGGAGGUGAUCCUGCCUUGUCCUCGACUGCGAAAAUAACCAUCCUUUUGCUGGACAUAAAUGACAACCCACCACUUGUCUUGUUUCCUCAGUCUAAUAUGUCUUACCUCCUGGUCCUUCCUUCCACGCUGCCUGGCUCACCAAUCACAGAAGUCUAUGCAGUAGAUAAUGACACAGGCAUGAAUGCGGUCAUAGCAUACAGCAUCAUAGGAAGAAGAGGCCCUCGCCCAGACUCCUUUAAGAUUGACCCCAAGACAGGCAACAUCACUCUGGAAGAGUCACUUAUGCAGAACGACUAUGGCCUCUAUCGACUUCUUGUUAAAGUUAGCGAUCAUGGCUACCCAGAACCUCUCCAUUCCACAGUUAUGGUGAACCUCUUUGUCAAUGACACAGUCAGCAAUGAAAGUUACAUUGAAAGUCUUCUGAGGAAAGAGCCCGACAUUAAUAUAGAGGAAAAGGAACCACAAAUCUCUAUAGAACCCACACACAAAAGAGUGGAAGUGUCAUCUUGCAUGCCUACCUUAGUGGCCCUGUCAAUAAUAAGUUUGGGUUCAAUAACACUGGUAACUGGGAUGGGUAUUUAUAUCUGCCUAAGGAAAGGGAGAAAAUACCAUACAGACGAUGAACAUUUGGAAGUACAGAUCCCAUUAAAUGCAAGAAUUGAUCUGCACAUGCUAGAGAAGAAACCAGUGGAAAUUUCCAACAUCUGAAUGGUUUCACACAGACAGUCUCAACCAAAACUUAAACAUUCUUGAGAGUGACUAACUCCCAAGUGGGAGAUUGCCAGCAGGACCUACAGUGAAGGACUACUGAUUUAUAACUUAUUAUAAUUGUAAAUAGCUGUUUACAGGUUUUUAUGAAAAAAGAAAAAAGGGAAAAAAUCAAAUUCAAUGUACAGCCUUUUAAAAAGUUGAAACCUUAGUGCUAACAGCUAGUAAUCUGUCUGUGCAGACGUGGCCCUCAAAAGACCCAUCUAUAGAACAAGUCAGUAUUCAUAAAGUGAAAAGGUAAGACAAUGACACAUUCAUUGUUACAUUCUUCAAUGCUCAAAGUCAUUUUUGACCACAAGAGGGCAUCAUCAACUAUUCCUAUGAAUGAAAGUGUUUAAGAGAAAAUGAAAAGUAUAUUUUGAAAUGUUUGAAGGUUUUUAUAUAAAGGGGAAAGAGAGAAAAGGUAUGGGUUUGAGAUAUAACAAAUAUAUCUUCUAUUGUAUAUAUGUGAAGAUGACAAGAAAAUAUGCACUGGUAAAUAAAAACAAUGUUUUAUUACCUCAGAUGUUAAUAUAUAUAUAUAAAUAGGAAAGGCAUUAACAAGAAGUGCAAUUUCUUGAGGGUGCACACCAUCCCAUGUGAGAUUGUGAACAGAAAAGAGAUGUUCACUUUUCACUCAAUAUGGUCAAACACUGUCAAUUAUUUCAGCAGUUCCCUACUCAAUUUGAAAUAAUAGGACUCAGUGGAACAAACCAAGACAUGCCAUUUGGGAUCUGAAGCAGUCCAUGUCUCAAAAAAAUAAGGGAUUGACGUGUUAUUGUCAUCCCUAUAUAAUAGUAGCUCCUGAAACCUCAUCAAAUGCAUCUCUGAAAGGUUUCCCAAGCCUUGCAGGCAUCUUCUCAGGAGGCUUGAGGAGCAGCCACUAGAAUCCCAGACAUACUGUUUUUGAAAACAUAGCAGCCUGAUUUUGUCAUACUGAUUCCAAUAGGGCUUUCUUCUGUAGAUCAGGGCACCUGAUAUUUUGAUCUUCAGUUUCUAUAACUGCUGUCUUAAGUGGGGCCCAUGGGAGCUGAAGUCUAAAAUGUUUGGAAGGCCAUAGUAUUGUUAUAAGUGAAGGCAUAUGGGACUGUUAUCUAAAUGCAACAAAUCACAGAACUGAUGAAAGGCCAAUUAUUUCCACAAGAGCAGCAAAGCCUGAUAAAAUCCAUCUCCGAUCCAGCAAGGGAAAGCAUAUUUAGAAACAAGAGUUCCAUAUAUCAAUUUGAUCUUUUGGCUCUGAUCUACAGAUACAAAAAUAUGAAAGUCUAAGUCUUGUUCAUAAAUUGGCAGACUGAUAAUUCUUAGUCCCCUUUCUGCCCCAUGCAAGUUACAAGCACUGGCAGUACUUAAAAAUCCUCUAUCCUCUGUUGAGAAUGUUGGGAGAGCUUCUUACAUUUAAUC
Molecule: messenger RNA, 4826 nt
Organism: Anolis carolinensis (green anole)
Lineage: Eukaryota; Metazoa; Chordata; Lepidosauria; Squamata; Anolidae
Gene: pcdh20
Product: protocadherin 20
Exons: 2
Coding region: 612-3386 (924 amino acids)
Biological process (GO): homophilic cell-cell adhesion
Cellular component (GO): plasma membrane
Molecular function (GO): calcium ion binding
Source: RefSeq, a predicted model, not a curated record